Messenger RNA from Sebastes umbrosus (honeycomb rockfish), 2660 nucleotides. RefSeq lists its product as uncharacterized. Gene Ontology annotation, molecular function: RNA polymerase II cis-regulatory region sequence-specific DNA binding; I-SMAD binding; DNA-binding transcription factor activity, RNA polymerase II-specific. Gene Ontology annotation, biological process: cell differentiation; BMP signaling pathway; transforming growth factor beta receptor signaling pathway. The coding region runs from base 553 to 2394 and encodes 613 amino acids. The record is from RefSeq and is a predicted model, not a curated record. NCBI's taxonomy places the organism in Eukaryota, Metazoa, Chordata, Actinopteri, Perciformes, Sebastidae. The transcript is spliced from 13 exons. Gene Ontology annotation, cellular component: heteromeric SMAD protein complex.
UGUGUGUGUGUAAUCUCGUCGGCGCCUCUCUAUAACAACAGUCUGGUGGACCUGUCUGUCAAUCCAGCCCAACCAGACAGACCCUGGCUCUCGGCCUCUCUCUGGUGAGAGCUGCUCUGUGAUUGGUUGACAGCGGCGCCGCUCUGUGAGAGCCGCUCUGUGAUUGGUUGACGGCAGCAGCGCUCUGUGAGAGCCGGCCUCUGAUUGGCUGCGACGAUGUCGAGACACUGACGCGCACGACGUCUCCCCCUCUAUUGUUAUUGUGGCGUGCGCGAGGAGGGACCAGCAGACAGGAUGCACGAGGAGACAGAGAGACAGAGGGACAGAGGGACUGAUAUAGAGACAUCCAGCUACUAGCUGUUAGCACGGCUCCUCAUCCAGGCUACCGGGGGACCGGGUUGGGUUAGGGCUAGAGCGGGUUCUAGUCCGGACAUCAGGUCUAGCAGAGAGAACAGUCCGGGUUCUAGUCGGGUUAGUGGAGCAGACAGCAGCUCUGAGGAUCUCUGAGGAUCUCUGAGGGACCAACAGCGUCUUUCUGUCCAACUUCUGCUGAUGUGGACUGAUUCAGAGCUGGGCCAUCAUGACGCCAGUGAACUUUCUGGUCACUCACUGGCUGACCAACUUAACACCAGCAGCAUCAUGUCGGUGAACCCUCCGAGCAGCAACGACGCCUGCCUCAGCAUCGUCCACAGCCUCAUGUGCCACCGGCAGGGCGGAGAGAACGAGGGCUUCGCCAAGCGGGCCAUCGAGAGCCUGGUGAAGAAGCUGAAGGAGAAGAAGGACGAGCUGGACUCGCUCAUCACCGCCAUCACCACCAACGGUGUCCAUCCCAGCAAGUGCGUCACCAUCCAGAGGACGCUGGACGGACGGCUGCAGGUGGCCGGGAGGAAAGGUUUCCCUCAUGUCAUUUAUGCCCGGCUGUGGCGCUGGCCCGACCUCCACAAAAACGAACUCAAGCACGUGAAGUUCUGCCAGUACGCCUUCGACCUGAAGUACGACAACGUGUGUGUCAACCCCUACCACUACGAGAGGGUGGUGUCUCCGGGCAUCGUUGGUCUCAGCCUUCAGACCUCAGCACCAGGCGGCCUGAUCAAAGAGGAAUACAUCCAUGACUGUAUACAGAUGGACCUCCCACCGGGCAUGCCUCUCUCUGACCACCAAGCGGCCCUGAAGCUCCCUCCUCCAGACCACUACGGCCAGCCCUUACCUCCUCCACAGCUGUCCUCUGAGCCCCACGGACCCCCACCUGUCACCAGAUACACUAACCUGCCUGUCUCACCCAAAGUGUCUGGCUCCGGCUCCAUGCUACCACUGCAGGGCGGUCUCGGUGACGGCCGUCUCCAGACUGCAUCUCCACAGGCUCAAGUCAUGACCCCGGCGCCGCGAUCUCCGACCCCGACCCAACCCCUUCCUCAGCAACAGGCUGCCCAGCAACCCUCACAGCCCCCCCACCCACAACAAGCCUCCCUGCCUCCGCAUGGACAGAACGGAUACAGCAGCAAUAAACACGCUCAGAGCCAGGCGGCCUUCCACACAGUUUGGACAGGCAGCAGCACGGCCUCCUAUACUCCCAUAGGACCCCAGCAGAACGGGCGUGGUCACCAACAACCUGCCCACCAUCAUCAAAACCACCACUGGUCUCAGCAUCAUGGUUCAGCCUCUUUCCCUCCUUCAGUGUCCAACCAUCCAGGGCCAGAGUUUUGGUGCUCUAUCUCCUACUUUGAAAUGGACGUUCAGGUGGGUGAGAUGUUCAAGGUGCCCUCCAGCUGCCCGAUAGUGACCGUGGACGGGUACGUUGACCCGUCGGGAGGCGAUCGCUUCUGCCUCGGCCAGCUGAGUAACGUCCACCGCACAGAUGCAAGCGAGAGAGCCAGGUUGCACAUAGGUAAAGGCGUGCAGCUGGAGUGUCGCGGUGAGGGCGACGUGUGGAUGCGUUGUAUGAGCGACCACGCUGUAUUUGUACAGAGCUACUACCUCGACAGGGAGGCGGGCCGAGCGCCGGGGGACGCCGUGCACAAGAUCUACCCUGGAGCCUACAUCAAGGUGUUUGACCUGCGGCAGUGCCACAGACAGAUGCAGCAGCAGGCGGCGACGGCUCAGGCUGCAGCUGCUGCACAGGCAGCCGCCGUGGCAGGAAACAUCCCCGGUCCGGGCAGCGUCGGAGGCAUCGCACCUGCAGUCAGUCUGUCUGCAGCAGCGGGGAUCGGCGUGGACGACCUGAGGCGUCUGUGCAUCCUGCGGCUCAGCUUCGUGAAGGGCUGGGGGCCCGACUACCCGCGGCAGAGCAUCAAACACACGCCCUGCUGGGUGGAGGUCCACCUGCACCGCGCUCUGCAGCUUCUGGAUGAGGUGUUGCACACUAUGCCGCUGGCCGACCCGGGGCCCGCUAACUGAGGACCGCGGUCCAAAUUCCAAUCUGGAUUCUAUAAAUGUGCGCACACAGACAGACAUACACACACACACACACACACACACGUUUGCCAAAUAUGCUAAUUGAUCCACUCAAUGGAAAACACACAGGAAAUGACCAACAACAUGUUAUGCUUGUAACAAUCAACGCACACACAUCACUCACGCUGUCUCGCAGACAAACACACUCGUGCACACACACUGCAACCAAAGUGUCUGUAGCCACACAGAAAUAAAAGUGCUGAUGGUUU